UCUGAGUGUUCGCCCCACACAACCCGGUAAUUGGACAUUCUGCAAGACGGAGCGAAAUACGAUCCGCAUAUAAAUUUGAGAAUAGAGACUUGCCUGCUGGGAUAGGGUGCCUGUGCCCUGGAAUAUUUGCUCUCUUUGCGACGGGGAGGGCCAGUCGGCAUCGGACCAAAGAGCUAGCGGAAGGUAUGCACGGCAUUUUACAGCUACAACGUAGAAUAUCGGAGUGACAUCAGUGUGAACCAUCACGAGGGUCGACUCUAGACCUUCUCAAGUAGAUACACGGACUUUCUAAGAACUUUUAUACGUCCAAAAUGUCGGCAACGACAGAAGCUGCCGCCCUCGGGACGGACGCUAUCGACGUCGCCACGGCGGUUCCCGGCGAUGACGGGACCGGGGACGACGGGGACGCCCUCUCGGGAGUAGAGGACAUCAUCUCCGCCAUCCUGCCGGGCGCGUGCGAGACGUGGAACGACGCGCAGCACGUCCUGUUCCAGCUGGCUUCUAUCUGCUUCCUCUUAGCUCUCCUCCUUCCGCAAGUCAUUAAACCACACACAUGGAUUUUCCGCGGGCUUUUGAUUCUCGGCUUUAUUUUCAUGGCACUGUGGGGAGGGAUCGCCGUCUGUAUAGCUGAUGUCAUCGGCUGGUACAUCCUGUUUAUCGUCAUGAACCUAGUACACGUCAGCUACCUCGCCUACAUUCAGCGGGAGGCAGAGUUCGAGAAGAUUCUUGAAGACGUCUAUGCGAAAAUCUUCGAACCCCUUAAGGUGACCCGUGAUACAUUUGCUAACCUAGUCGGUGCGAGAGGCAAGGUCUUCGAGCUGAAACAGGGAGACGUUUACGCCGUGGAAGGAAGAACGACGUCGGAAGAUAGGAUCGCCAUCCUGAUCUCUGGAACUCUAAGGGUCUCGUGUGAGGACCACCUUCUGCAUUACAUCUACCCCAACCAGUUCAUCGACUCUUGUGAAUGGGAAGCCUUCAGGCUCAACCAAGGAAAGCAGUUCCAAGUGUCUAUCGCCGCUGAGACUCCGUGCCGCUACAUCUGCUGGCCACGUGAACACCUGAAGUUCUACCUGCAAAUGGACCCGUUCCUGGACGCCGUGUUCCACAACAUCAUCGGAAAGGACAUCAUAACCAAGCUGUACCUGCUGAACGAGCAGCUGAUCCGUAAGCCGCCCAAGACCCUGAACAUGGUGGACAUCCGUAACUCCGUGGCCAGGGACGACCCCACCUUCACAAUGCAGCGUCUCUCCCAACUCGGCAGCCCGGAGGACUUCGCCGCUUUCAAGCCACUGUCGAUGCCUGGUGACAAGCCGCCGCCCGGAGGAAGACCACUGAGCAUGUCAUUUGAGACGACCGUCUAAGGAGAAGCAUAUUAUGGAUCUGGCAUUUGCAGGAGGCCGCCAUCUUGUUUCAAAAUGGUGCCAUCCAUCUAUGUUGACUAAGUCGACUACGUUGAAAUUCGAGUCUUGAGAUGAAAUUAUAAGGUUCAAAAAAGUUCCUUGGAUCUAAUCAUGGAAGAUAAGACUUAAAAACACCAUCCGUGUGUACCAAUGUGUUUUUGUGUUACAAUAACAUUGUGCCAAGUGCCUCUGUUUCUACUCAGGGGCCAAACGCCUUGUAGACAGAAUUUUCGGCAACUUUGUUACAGAGGCUGUCUUGUAAUUAACACUUUACAGGUGGAUUAGGUAAAAGUGUAAAUAAUUUUAUCGAUUUAGAAUUGCUUUUGGCAUCUAAGUUGGUGGUGUCUUAAUUGUUUAGUUGUUCUUUUCCUUGUCACUGAGGAUUCUGUUUUCAUUCACAACUCAUGGUAUGCGUUAGCUGACCAAUUUGAUAUCGUCUAUUUCUAAAUUCACAUUUCAGCUUUCCACACCUAGAUGUGUGUAGAGAUGCUUUUCUAAUUCAAGCAUAUGUAAUCCUUGUGACUUCGCAAAUUAUUUUAUGGCAAGAAAAUCGUGAUUCACGUUGAGCUUUUAUUUCAUAUCCAUAUUUUACCAAUGGAUUCACCAUUUCUCAAGCAAAAACUGAAUGUGUUUCUUUGGCCUUAGCCACAUUUGUCGAGUGCUAAUUGUACGUAAUUGUCAAAAUCUUUGUAAUUUCUACCAAAACUUACUCCAGCUAGGAGAUAGAAGAACGUAGUUGUUAGUUUGCUUUGCAAUAAACUAAGUUGAAAAUAUAUGACGACUUGGUCACAGAUAUAUUGGAAAAAUACAGGAGAAAACAACAACUAAGUGAGGUAGUUUAAAACUUACGGUUGUGGCAGUAGCGAAGUUUGUGCUGACCAUGGACUUGUUAUUUUUGUAUAUUGUCCCUGCUGUACAGAUUUGGCAUGUUCGGUGUGUUCAAAGAAUGACUCUAGUACACUCUAGUAAAUUUUAGUACGAAUAGACUUUAUUGCUGUCAUAAGAAACUCUAUUUCCAACAUAAUAUUUAUUUCGAAGUGAGAUGUAACCGUGUGUGAACAUUUGCACUUCAAGUGUACAUAUUUCAUGAUUUCAUUUGUCACAAAGUGUUUUCUAUCUGUAUUCAGAUCAGUACAACAGUUUUGUCGGCACGUUGAAUUUGUUCUAGUUCCCGAUGCAUACAUUAUCGUAGUUUAGUUAGGUGUAUGUCUGUACGAGAAUAUUCAGGAAUAAAGCGUUUGCGUUGAA
Branchiostoma belcheri (Belcher's lancelet) is the source of this 2648-nucleotide messenger RNA. RefSeq names its product blood vessel epicardial substance-like. Bases 312 to 1361 code for a protein of 349 amino acids. The transcript is spliced from 7 exons. Gene Ontology annotation, molecular function: cAMP binding. Lineage: Eukaryota; Metazoa; Chordata; Leptocardii; Amphioxiformes; Branchiostomatidae. Gene Ontology annotation, cellular component: sarcolemma. The record is from RefSeq and is a predicted model, not a curated record.